Ramularia collo-cygni is the source of this 567-nucleotide messenger RNA. RefSeq names its product probable ras-related GTP-binding protein. The record is from RefSeq and is a predicted model, not a curated record. Bases 1 to 567 code for a protein of 188 amino acids. Gene Ontology annotation, biological process: small GTPase-mediated signal transduction. The transcript has 3 exons. NCBI's taxonomy places the organism in Eukaryota, Fungi, Ascomycota, Dothideomycetes, Mycosphaerellales, Mycosphaerellaceae. Gene Ontology annotation, molecular function: GTPase activity; GTP binding; GDP binding. Gene Ontology annotation, cellular component: plasma membrane.
AUGCCGCCACAGCAGAAGCAACGCAAGAUGGCUAUAGUGGGCAGCCGCUCAGUCGGCAAGAGUUCGUUGACCGUACAAUACGUGGACGGCCACUUUGUCGACUCCUACUACCCCACCAUUGAGAACACAUUCAGCAAAGUCAUUCGGUACCGAAACCAGGACUUUGCUGUAGAGAUCAUCGACACUGCCGGUCAAGAUGAAUACACCAUUCUCAAUAACAAGCACUUUAUUGGAAUACAUGGCUACAUGAUCGUCUACUCGGUGGCGAGCAAGCAGAGCUUCGAGAUGGUGCGAAUCAUCAGAGACAAGAUCCUCAAUCACCUGGGCGCCGACACAGUCCCAAUCAUGAUUGUCCAAAACAAAUCCGAUCUACGACCCGAGGCACGGCAGGUGCAGACACCAGAGGGCAAGAAGCUGGCAGAUGAGCUGGGAUGCGGAUUCAUAGACGCCAGUGCGAGGUUCAACGAGAACGUGAGCAAGGCCUUUGAGGGCAUGAUUGGCGAGAUCGAGAAAGGCCAAGAGGCCGGACAGCCCAAGGAGGGCAAUUCGAAGUGUGUGGUGAUGUGA